This is a messenger RNA of Sebastes umbrosus (honeycomb rockfish), 1485 nucleotides long. Its product is annotated as probable E3 ubiquitin-protein ligase TRIM8. Bases 232 to 1470 code for a protein of 412 amino acids. Lineage: Eukaryota; Metazoa; Chordata; Actinopteri; Perciformes; Sebastidae. Gene Ontology annotation, molecular function: protein binding; zinc ion binding. The record is from RefSeq and is a predicted model, not a curated record. The transcript has 3 exons.
CUGAAGUGACACCAGGAAGUAGUAAAAAGGGGUUCUCAUUAGCUGUAUUAGCAGAAAUUAUGCUCAUUUAAUGUCGUAAGGGGUUAAUGUCAUGUAGAGCAGAUGAUUGGACUCUGUGUCGGGGAGGAGGAGCACAUUGCAUCAUUUACAGAGAAAUGAAACUGUGGUAAACACAGUUGAGUUUUUCCAUUUGCAUACAAAGACAGACAGACGGCAGAGCACCGAGAAGACAUGGCCACAGCCUCCAGUUUCCUGUCUGAAGAUCAGUUCCUGUGUUCCAUCUGUCUGGAUGUCUUCACCGAGCCUGUUUCUAUUCCAUGUGGACACAACUACUGCAAGGCCUGUAUCACCAGGCACUGGGAGGGAAGAGAGCAGUGUCAGUGUCCACUGUGCAACGAGAAGUUCGACAAAGGGCUCAAACUUCGUGUCAACACCGGAUUCAGGGAGGUCGUGGAGAAUUACAAAGAGCAUCAGGCGUUAGCCGACAAGAAUCCCCCAGUCGAACCAGGACAGGUGCAGUGCGACUGCUGCCUUAACAACAAGUUCAAAGCCUCUGAAACCUGUUUGGUGUGCUUGACAUCUUAUUGUGAGACACACCUAGAGCCUCAUCUGAGAGUUGCAGCCUUAAAGAGGCACAAACUGACCAAUCCUGUGCAUAACCUGGAAGACCAAAUAUGCAAGAAACACAACAGGAUGUUGGAGCUCUUCUGCAGGAAUGACCAGACGUGUGCUUGUGCCCUGUGUACGGAGCAUAGCGCUCAUGAUACGAUUCCUUUAGAGGGGGCGUGGGUAGACAAGAGGGCUCAGAAGGGGAAGAAAAGAGCGGAAGUAAAGGAAAUGAAACAUAAGCGAGGAAAGAGGGCUCAGAAGACAAAAAUGGCAGCGCAGACCAGGAGGAAAGGCAAAGCGCCUCUCGUUUGGUGGAUUCCACACCAAUUCAACAGAUAUAACUAUGUUCCUGGGGACUUAUCUAAAGGGAGUUUCUACCAUGAGGUUCAGGCUGAAGGGAGCUUGGGUUUAAGGGUAGACAGAGAGUCGAUGCGUGGGAUGAGGACAUUCAUACCCACGAAUGAAAACUGGCUCAUAAGGUUGGGAUCUGACACAUACUGCAACUCUCCAGAUAUCCAUAUCCACUACUUGCCGAUAAGGGAGCCUGAGAGAGUCCUUGUGUUGGUAGACUACGACAAUAGAUCGGUGUCCUUCUUUGACACAGACACUAUGAUCCAUGCCUUCACUUUCAACGACUUCAAAUUCAACGAGAUUAUUUAUAUAUUCUACAGACCCGGGCCUACAGAGGAUGACAGCUGGGCUCAGAGACUGCGAAUGACAGUUCAUAAGAUAAAAGCGUGGUCACAACUUCCAGAUACAAUACUCUUUCGUUGCAUGGCUAUCUUUCUCUUUGCAUUAGCUUUUUGUAUUGUUUUAAGGGAAAAGUUUGAAGGGGGAUCUAUUAGCAGAAAUGGAACAUAAUAUUCAUGUUUUCAU